Rhipicephalus sanguineus (brown dog tick) is the source of this 2923-nucleotide messenger RNA. RefSeq lists its product as uncharacterized. The transcript is spliced from 2 exons. NCBI's taxonomy places the organism in Eukaryota, Metazoa, Arthropoda, Arachnida, Ixodida, Ixodidae. Bases 1 to 1089 code for a protein of 362 amino acids. The record is from RefSeq and is a predicted model, not a curated record.
AUGCUCUGCAUUGUAGUGUCAGUUAACAACCUUCUAUACACAGAAACUCAAACGCCAGAGGAAAGUGAAUCAACUACAAGCUUUUCUGUAUUCAUUUGCUGCACCCAAGGCAACAAUUCAUCCACCCAGAUCUCCCACCAGGAGACAAGGAACUGUGAAGUGCAGCACACUCCUGCCGUCGCCAGCAAGCACUGUGGUCCAGACCAUCGGACGAGCUAUUUCGCUGGCUAUGACAGUGUUUCAAAAUGCACUAGUGCCCUUGAGGACUUGUGCAAUGUAACUUCUGUGGUGUUUUCUCUACUAUUGAGCUUGUUUCCAGCCUUCAGUGAGCGAAAGUGCGAUGUUUCUAAUGAGGACAGACUGCUGCUGUUUCUUACGAAACUAAAACUAGGAAUCAGUUAUUCAUCGCUUGCAACACUUUUCAGCAUAAAUGAAAGGUCGGCCUCACGGCAUUUUAAAAGUGUCCUGAAGACAUUGGCAUUUGCGACAAGCAAAUGGGUUUUUCGUCCUCCGCUCCGAGUUAUUCAGGCUACCAUGCCAGAAUGUUUUCGGGUGCACUAUCCUGACUGCACACUCAUAAUUGAUUGUACAGAAAUCCGCACUGAGCAGCCACCAACUGUACAGCAGCAGAGGACUCUGUACUCUCAGUACAAAAGUGGUUAUACUUUGAAGUACCUCGUUGCACUCACACCCGGUGGCAUGAUUUGUUUCCACUCCGACGCAUAUGGGGGCAGGGUGUCUGACACACAUAUCACGGUAGAUUCAACUUUCCUUGAUAUUGUUAAGGCCGGCGAUAAGGUGCUUGCAGACAAAGGAUUUCCCGGAAUACGCACGGUUCUGGGUGAACGCAAUGCUGUGUUUGUCAUGCCCCCAUUUCUGCAGGGCCGUCAGUUCAGUGCCCAAGAAGUAAUGGACACGUACAACAUUGCCCAAGUGCGAAUUCAUGUGGAAAGGGCAAUCCAGAGAAUUAAAGUGCACAAUAUCUUGAACAGCAGGGUGCCAACAGAAAUGAUUCCUUUGAUGACUGAUGUAUUUCACAUGUGCUGUGUGCUGGCUAAUCUUCAGGCUCCAAUAAUUAAACCAAAGUAAUUUGCUCAGAUCUUGUCAUCCAGCCUAGCAACUGCCACAUUUAGCAAACCAUUAAUGAAAAAAAUUCAAUUUUUAAACUAAGACCAGUUUGGCUUUUUUUUUUUCAAGCAAGCAAGCAUAUUUAUUCAUAUAACACAUAUACAUGGUUUGCCCACGGGGUAAGGCAAAAGGAGCACUUAAACCUCCUGACUGGGCCUACUAAGCACUUCAAGAAAUUUUUAAUACUUCUACUAGUACUAAUAAUAAUAAUGAUAAUGUUUGGGGUUUUACAUGCCGAUACCACCAUAUGCUUAUAGGCACAUCAUUAAGUAUGGCUCUGGAAAUUUGGUCACCUGGAGUUUCUAAUAUCCACUUAAAUUUAGGUAUGCAGGCCUCUAGCAUUUUAUGGCCAUCGAAAAGCAACUGCCACGGCAGGGAUCAAGUUCUCGACGUUUGGAUCGGUAGUCGUCGAGCACCGUAACCACUGUGCCACCAUGGUGGCAUGAGGAUAGAGGUUUCAGUUGCAGCUUUUUGAUGUGCGUCUGAAUCGGCCGUUAGUAAGUUGUAGAAUUUUACAUGUGCAACCACAAUAUUGUUAAGGUCUUACUCAGGUCUUACCAAUAUCUUUUUGAUUUCGGUGACCGACCGCUAGGGCAGAUGUCCGUUGUCCAGCAUCGCAUACACAGGGAUAUGCCAAUCCUGUUCACUACUCUACUGCUGUGGACCCAUAGAUGUGCCGGGUCGGCGCUUUCGCCGACCGUCAAGGGUUAUGUUGCGUGGUUCUUUCAUUCACAGUGCAUAGUGGGUUAGACCCUGAAGGGAGUCUGGUUGAAAAGAUGAAGUCAACGUUCUUGCCUGAGCUGUGUUGUUGCUAGCUAGCGUCUGACUUGUUCUCUCCACGUAACAACAUUACGAGGGAUGCUGUAGUGGACGACUCUGGAUAUACUGACCUCCUGGGGUUUUUCAACGUGUACCCAAAUCUACGUACACUUGUCUAGCCUUUUGCCUCCGUUAAAAUGCAACAGCUAAUGCAGGGACAGAGCCCGCAACUAUCGGGUCAGCAGCCGAGCACUAUCACUACUACAGCAACCUGGUGGACUUGAACAAGCCCCUGUAUUAUCAUUUCCAUACACUGUUAAAUGAGUGGUUACUAAACGGUAGCCACACCUUCAUGCUUCUCAGCAGAGUAGUCUGCACUGAUGAAUCCUCUGAAUAAUAUGCAGUCAUUUUUUGGCACAAAUGGAGGAAGACAGCGUUGUACUUCAAAUGACAUGUUCAGUUGGUACGUUUAUUGUUAGAAACUUCAGAGCUAUGUCCUCUCUGGUUUUUUGAUUGUAUCACUACUGCACAAAGUGCAAUGUAGUUAGUUACUCAUGUUCUGUCGCCACAUUUACAGCGAGACAUGCAAUACAUUGCAUGAUGUAUAAAGUUAUUUCGCUAGUUAUUGUUUCUAGAUUUGUAACCACUUUUGCUUUGCAAUUCUACACUCUUGAUAUGGUAGUUUUUGUUCUCACUUUGGUGCUGCUUGUAUGGAGAUAUCCCUAAUCUUUAACAUUUCGAUUAUUUUGCACCUAUAUUGAAGUACUGUAUUUCUUCAAUGGGAAGUUAUGUAUGCUCUGUUAAAGAUUUUAACAGGAAAUCUCAAAACAGCUGCAGUGCCUUCCAUUCAGGUAUACCUGCAUUUUUAAAAGCUUGAAAAUUGAUGCCAAAAUACGCAUUCACAUCUUACAACAGUGCACUCGCAUGUACUUGUUUGGCACUUAAAGGCCCCCUCACCAGGUUUGACCAUUUUGAGGUGACAAGCGCAAUGCAAACGCUGGAGGCUCACGAUCACGCUUGCCAAAUUUCGCGAUGC